Molecule: messenger RNA, 2705 nt
Organism: Cornus florida
Lineage: Eukaryota; Viridiplantae; Streptophyta; Magnoliopsida; Cornales; Cornaceae
Exons: 7
Coding region: 438-2378 (646 amino acids)
Source: RefSeq, a predicted model, not a curated record
AUUAGGGCACACAGUCAAGCCCUCUGUUUCUCUUUCUUCUAUUCCUGCUCUCUCUCUCGCCCUCUCUCUGCACUUUUCUGUCUCCAUAAGCAUGCACUGUGAAUUACAACAUUUGAGGAAGAAUUAAUUGGUUCUAUCGCUUCAAGAGAAAACGUUGGAUCCCUCUUUGUUUGCAUCAUUUUUCUUUGAUUUUAGAACAAGAAUGUGUAGUUCUGGUUUUGGGUUUGCUUUAAAAUGACCUAAUAGUCGAAUUCAUCUUUUUCCUUUACUUGGAUGGUGAGAUAGCAGAGUACUACAAGUUGAUUCAGACAUUAUUAGUUACGAAAGCUCUGACUUUGCAGUAUUCUCAGCAAUUUGUUUGGGUGAGUGAGCAUUUUUGUUGCUGCCGUAUGUCUAUGAAAUAGUAGGCAUAGGAACAUAAGUUAUAUUCUCUGGUGAUGGAUCUACGGAGUUGCAGUCAGUUGCACUUUAUCCAGGCUAUCGUGGGUGGUUUGGUGAUAAAAGUCCGCAAUGCAGAUUCUCAUGGAAGGCCUGCUCUUGUGUUCAAGAAGUUGAGAGAUAUAUAUGAAAGUGAAGAUGCCAAAAAUCCUAAUCCAGUAUCUACACUUAAAACACAUGAUAGAUAUGCGGAAAACUUAUGUCUGCCCAAAGCAGAAAGGAAAAUGAAGAGAAGAGUCCUUGAAACAGAUGAGUUUAGUUGCAGCGUCAGUGAUAAUGAAACAGACAAUGACCUAGAUGAUGUUAGUUUUGGAAAAAUAACACUAAGACAGCUUAAGGAGAGGUGCAAGACAAAGAAAAGAAAGGUUUCAGAGUCGGUUUGUUUGACUCCAACACAAGAUAAUUCUACUUUGCAACUGGAGGAAGAUGAAAUUGAUCUUAUGAAGACUCUCAAUUGUUGGAAAUCAAAGCUUUCAAAGAAUUUGAUGGUGAAAAAGAAAUGUGCAAAGAAACAUGUUUCUAUGUCUUCUGAAAAUGCCUUUUCAGUUAAAUCUGAGCAAAUUACAAGUGCUGUAGAAUCCCUGCAUUCUGGUGGGGAUUUACCCACUCCUGUUAGUGUCAAAGUUGAGGUUUCUAGAUCUGAGCAUGGCGCUUGCCAGAAUAUGACUGAUGUUCCUGAUGAUUCCUUUUCAGAGUCAGUUGGUUUGACUCCAGCACAAGAUAAUUCUAUUAUGCAACCGGAGGAAGAUGAUCUUGAUCUUAAGGAGUCUCUAAAUUGUUGGAAAUCGAAGCUUUCAAAAAAUUUGAUGGUGAAAAAGAAAUAUGCAAAGAAACAUGUUUCUAUGUCUUCUGAAAAUGUCUUUUCAGUUAACUCUGAGCAAAUUACAAGUGCUGUAGAACCCCUGCAAUCUGGUGUGGAUUUUCCCACUCCUGUUGGUGUCAAAGUUGAGGUUUUUGUUCCUGAUAAUUCCUCUAUAGGUUGUAAUGAGCAAGAAGUUUUUUGUCAAGCUGUAUCCACUGAAAAUAUGGAGACUGUCAACUGUGAGAAAAAGAUUAUGGAACCAGCAUCCCUUACAGAAGAAUGCCAGAAUUGCAUUCUUAAUGAAGUGUCCUUUGAUUAUGUAGUACCAGAAAGGCUCCUUUCACCUAGAAAGGUCAUUUCUCCAACUUCUCAGGAAAGGUUAUGUGAGGCCAUGGAUUCUGUAGAGUUAAACACCGACAUAAAACAUUAUAAAUGUAAGUGGAAACUUUCCCUUGGGAAACAAACUGAGAAUAAGACUUCAUCAGUGGAAUCAGAUCUCGACAAUGCUGAAGUAACAAUAAAUCCUGAGGGGCCUAAACAGUUUAAUCGGAAAAAAGUCACUGUAAACCCCAUGCAGAUUAAUAAACUGAACAAUGACAAGAAAGGUUCUCCACCUAAAAGCACAGUCAAAGAUUCCUGUCUUCAGCGUUCUCCACCUCAUGGUAGUACGUAUACAUCUGUCAAAAAUUGUUCAGAGAGUGCCAUUGCAUUUUCACAGCGGCAGAUGCAUGACAUUGAAUCUCUAGCAACAAAGCUUAUGAAAGAAUUGAAAUUCAUGAAGGACAUUGUAGAAGGAAAAUUGCUCUCUGAUGCAUCCCCAAGCCCCACUGUGCCCACCGAAUAUCACGAGGUGAAAGAAGCUAUAAAAAAUGCAACAAAAGUUGAAGAAACAUCAAGAAGGUGGCUGUCCAUGAUGGGCAGGGACUGCAAUCGUUUCUGUAAAAUCAUGAGAUUGUCCGAGAAGAAUGCUGCUGCUCCUGAAAAUGCAAUUCACAAGGAGAGGAAAAAGAUUACAUUUGCUGAUGAGGCUGGUGGGGAACUCUGUCAUGUGAAGAUUUUUGAGGAUGACAUUGCUUUUCCGGACUGUGAAAGUGAAACACAAGUACUAGACUCACAUACGUCGGGAGCAAAUUGCUGAUGAUACAUACCUUAGCAUUUAUAAAUGCCGAUUCCAUGCUUGAACACAGAAAUGGGGAAACCUGGACUCUUCUGGGGCUUCAAUAGCCAGCACUCUAGGUAUGUGCAUCGAUUGUGACGAAAGUUUGAAAAUGCUUGGUAAUUCUUUUUAGAAAUGCCAUCCUCAAAUUAUCUCUCAUGUAUUUAAUCAGAAAUGACAAAAUUUGGAAAUGCUUGUAUUCCCGUGGAUUCAGUUUUGUGUUCUUGUACCGGUGAAAUCUUCAUUGUAACGUAACAGAAAUAAUAUCUUUGUUGUUUUUCUGUUUCAGAAAUAUAAAUUAUUACUUUA